Messenger RNA from Penicillium cinerascens, 1060 nucleotides. RefSeq names its product ADP-ribosylation factor. The coding region runs from base 279 to 794 and encodes 171 amino acids. The transcript is spliced from 5 exons. NCBI's taxonomy places the organism in Eukaryota, Fungi, Ascomycota, Eurotiomycetes, Eurotiales, Aspergillaceae. The record is from RefSeq and is a predicted model, not a curated record. Gene Ontology annotation, molecular function: GTPase activity; GTP binding. Gene Ontology annotation, biological process: intracellular protein transport; vesicle-mediated transport. Gene Ontology annotation, cellular component: plasma membrane; cytoplasm.
UAGUGAUCAGAUCAUAAUUCGAGGACCUGUCUGGUAGUUUCCUGAAUCUUGGGUGACCGAGACUACGCCCACCGCCGCCGUUCAGCGUAUUUCUCGUAAUCCCAAACAAAAAAACACCAACUCCCUCUCCUUCCCUCUUCUUUCUCUCCCGGAGUCACUUUGUCUUCUUCAUCUGUUUUCCCCUUUUAUCCACUUUACGAAACCCCAUCCAUACCUUUCUACCGGUUUCGAGGUACCGCCAAUAUGGGUCUCACUGUUUCUAAGCUGUUCGAUCGACUAUGGGGAAGAAGGAGAUGCGUAUUCUGAUGGUCGGUCUUGACGCCGCCGGAAAGACCACCAUCCUGUACAAGCUGAAGCUCGGUGAAAUCGUCACUACCAUCCCCACCAUCGGCUUCAACGUUGAGACCGUCGAAUACAAGAACAUUCAGUUCACCGUGUGGGAUGUCGGUGGUCAGGACAAGAUUCGUCCUCUGUGGCGCCACUACUUCCAGAACACCCAGGGUAUUAUCUUCGUGGUGGAUAGCAACGAUCGCGACCGUGUUGUCGAGGCCCGUGAGGAGUUGCAGCGCAUGUUGAACGAGGAUGAGCUCCGGGAUGCUCUGCUGCUUGUUUUCGCCAACAAGCAAGAUUUGCCUAACGCCAUGAGCCCCGCUGAGAUCACACAGCAGCUUGGUCUCCAGAGCCUGACCCGCCGCGCUUGGUUCAUUCAAUCUACCUGCGCCACCACCGGUGACGGUCUCUACGAGGGUCUUGAGUGGCUCGCCGACACUCUCCGGAAAACCAACCGCGAUUAAGCGGGUAUAAUACCAAGGGGAGUAGUAUGUGUGUGUGUGUGUAUGUAGCAGGGCAAGAGAAAUACCACGGGAAAUCUGCAAAUGAUGGAUGAUGACUAUGGAGUUCUUUCGCGAGGCCAUGGGAACAAUGAAUGAACCUUCAAUUAGAAGGACGAUUCAACCGGUUGUGUGUUCCCUCCACUCUAUUUCUCUUCGCUAUGCUAUUAGCCUCAUUUGUUCUUUUUUUUUUAUUCCUGGCGCCACGUCAAAAUUGCUGUUCCUUUACG